This is a messenger RNA of Eurypyga helias (sunbittern), 1466 nucleotides long. It is a transcript of the gene KDM1A, whose product is annotated as lysine (K)-specific demethylase 1A. Gene Ontology annotation, molecular function: protein binding; oxidoreductase activity. The transcript is spliced from 14 exons. The record is from RefSeq and is a predicted model, not a curated record. NCBI's taxonomy places the organism in Eukaryota, Metazoa, Chordata, Aves, Eurypygiformes, Eurypygidae. The annotation marks the transcript as partial.
CACGAACGGGAGAACUAAACCAACCCACCAACUCCCUCACGAACAAGCCAGCACGGGAGUUAGCAAAGCAGCUAACGCAGGAGUCAGGGAGAGUGUCCGCAAGUGUACAGGAGCGAACGAGCAAGAGAGGCAAGCAGGAGGACUUCAAGACGACAGUUCUGGAGGGUAUGGAGACGGCCAAGCAUCAGGUGUGGAGGGUGCAGCUUUCCAGAGUAGACUUCCACAUGACCGUAUGACAUCUCAAGAAGCUGCCUGCUUCCCUGAUAUAAUCAGUGGGCCACAGCAGACUCAGAAGGUGUUUCUGUACAUCAGGAACCGCACCCUUCAGCUCUGGUUGGAUAACCCAAAGAUUCAGUUGACAUUUGAGGCAACUAUCCAACAACUAGAAGCGCCUUAUAAUAGUGAUACAGUGCUCGUUCAUAGAGUACACAGCUAUCUGGAGAGGCAUGGUCUCAUCAACUUUGGUAUCUACAAAAGAGUGAAGCCCCUUCCAACCAAGAAGACCGGAAAGGUGAUCAUUAUUGGUUCUGGCGUCUCUGGGUUGGCAGCAGCUCGGCAGUUGCAGAGUUUCGGGAUGGAUGUCACAGUUCUGGAAGCCAGGGACCGAGUAGGAGGAAGAGUUGCUACCUUUCGCAAAGGGAACUAUGUUGCUGAUCUAGGAGCGAUGGUCGUAACAGGACUUGGAGGAAAUCCAAUGGCUGUGGUCAGCAAACAAGUGAAUAUGGAAUUGGCUAAGAUAAAACAAAAAUGCCCACUUUAUGAAGCAAAUGGACAAGCUGUUCCAAAAGAGAAAGAUGAAAUGGUGGAGCAGGAAUUUAAUCGUUUGCUGGAAGCCACCUCCUAUCUCAGUCAUCAGCUGGAUUUUAAUGUUCUCAAUAACAAGCCUGUCUCCCUAGGCCAGGCUCUAGAGGUUGUUAUACAAUUGCAGGAGAAGCAUGUGAAGGAUGAACAGAUUGAACACUGGAAAAAAAUCGUGAAAACACAGGAGGAAUUGAAAGAUCUUCUUAACAGGAUGGUGAAUUUAAAAGAGAAGAUUAAAGAACUUCAUCAACAGUAUAAGGAAGCAUCAGAAGUGAAGCCACCUCGGGAUAUUACCGCAGAGUUCCUUGUGAAAAGCAAACACAGAGACCUGACUGCGCUUUGCAAGGAGUAUGAUGAAUUGGCAGAAACACAAGGAAAGCUGGAAGAGAAGUUGCAAGAACUUGAAGCCAAUCCACCAAGUGAUGUUUAUCUGUCAUCAAGAGACAGGCAAAUACUUGACUGGCAUUUUGCAAACCUAGAAUUUGCUAACGCUACACCGCUGUCUACACUUUCGCUGAAGCACUGGGACCAGGAUGAUGACUUUGAAUUCACGGGCAGUCACUUGACUGUGAGGAACGGAUAUUCCUGUGUGCCUGUAGCCUUGGCAGAAGGGUUGGAUAUUAAAUUAAACACUGCAGUUCGACAGGUUCGCUAUACAGCAUCAG